AUGACAACAAAUCUUGAACCUGUUCAAACAUUUAAAAUUCUUAUUAUUGGAGAUUCAGGUGUUGGAAAAAGUUCAUUAAUGGCUCGAUAUGUUCAUGGGAUUUUUCAUACUCAAUAUACCGCAACUAUUGGUGUAGAUUUUCAAAUAGCUAUUAUUAACAUUGGCGCAUAUAAAUGUAGAUUACAAAUAUGGGACACUGCUGGACAAGAACGUUUUCGUUCGAUUACAAGUAGUUAUUAUCGAGGUGUUGAUGGGAUUAUUAUUGUUUAUGACGUUACAGACAGUACAACUUUCACUCAUGUAAAAAAUCGACUUUCAGAUGUGCAAAAUUUGUGUGACACAGGUAUUCCAAAAAUUCUUGUUGGUAAUAAAGAUGAUAGUAAUAAUAAGGUAAAUAAAGUUGUGCCAACUAGUGAUGCACAUCAAUAUGCUGAACAAAAUAAUUUAUCAUUUUUCGAAAUAUCCGUUAAAGAUAAUAGAAAUAUAACUGAAGUAUUUGAUGAAAUAGCUAGACUUGCACUAAAACGACGUCUUAAUCAAUGUGAAAGUGCACAAAUGACUAAAGUUGGUAUAAGAAUUCAAGAAAAACAAAUUAUUGGUAAUGGUAUGAAACAAAGAUGUUGUACUGCAUAA
Messenger RNA from Rotaria sp. Silwood2, 633 nucleotides. The record is from the annotation of a GenBank genome assembly. NCBI's taxonomy places the organism in Eukaryota, Metazoa, Rotifera, Eurotatoria, Philodinida, Philodinidae.